Molecule: messenger RNA, 1530 nt
Organism: Tripterygium wilfordii
Lineage: Eukaryota; Viridiplantae; Streptophyta; Magnoliopsida; Celastrales; Celastraceae
Exons: 6
Coding region: 304-1530 (408 amino acids)
Biological process (GO): proteolysis
Molecular function (GO): cysteine-type peptidase activity
Source: RefSeq, a predicted model, not a curated record
UCCAGGUAAAAAAAAAAAAGAUCAUUCUAUUUGUGUUCUGUUUAUUAUUUAUUGUAAUAAUAGUUUACCAAUAUUUUUUUUGAUUAUUUGAAGAUUUGGGCGUAUGAAAUUGUACCCAUUAUAGCCCAGAGGUAUGCCACCAAAUGUGGUGAAACACACCCCAGAAUACUCAAGUACUCAGGGAAUCAAACCCCUACUUCAGAUGACAUCGUGUCAGAUGUAUUUGAACUGAUAAAGAUUGAGGUUCAUGAUGCUCUAGUGCCAACGGAGGCUGAGCUGGAGAAGGAUUAUGUUAGGGAGGUUAUGAAGAGAAUUAAGAAAAGAGAAAUUAAAAGAAGCAGAGAUAAGUCUGAAGAAGAUGAAGAAGAGAAACAGAGAAAAGAGAGAAGAACUAAGAGAAGGAGGGAUUACGAUGUUAAUGUUGAAGAAAAAAUGAGAAAAGAGAAAAGAACAAAGAGAAGGGAUGAUCACAUCGAGCAUGCACAUGCACAUAAAGCUGGAGGGAAUUUGAUAUUGAAGGCCAAGUUCGAUGCCAUAGAGCAGAAGUUGGGAGAGCAUGGUGGUCAACUUUUGGACAUGAAAAAGGAAAUUGUUGAAAGCAUUACUGGUUUUUUUGAGACUACCAAGGCAAUUUACGAAGGUCUGGCAGUGUUAAAAGGAAAUUGGGAGAAAAAGGAGGAUAAGGAUGGAAAUCAGGAUGAAAAGGAUGAGAAUGAGGAUGAGGGAAAGGAUGAUGAGGAGGACCAGGAGGAAACGUAUGAUGCGGAUAAAGAGGAGGAGGACAAUGAGGGAAAGACAGUUUCCCCUGUUAGACAUGCCGAUGAUGUUGAGGAUGCAGCCGUAGUUGCUGGAUUGAUGGAUCUCACAAAACAAGUGUUUGAACAGCCAAUGACAGACAAAAGUUCAAUUGGAGUUGAAGAGAUUCCAAAAGCCAAGUACACAUUUACACGGGGAAGAAAAAGAGGUUCCACAUCGAGACGUGUAAAUAUAUAUAAUCCAAUGCGAACAGAGUGUCAAUCACAAGAAAGAAGCACCAACCAAAAUAUUGAUGGUCCUUGGCCAAUCAAUUUAAAGAGGUCGUAUUCGACUCUUUGGAGACAAGGAUUUGAAGCAUGGGUAAGAAACAGGGCUGAGGAUACAUCUUAUUUGGUUGUUGGUGGAAAGAAGUUAUACAAAAAUUGGUUUAUCAACGCAAUGACACCCGAUUACUGGUUGACAGACCAGCAUAUGGACGUCGCAAUGUACCUCCUCAUGAAGAGGAUCAAGCAAUACCCUGCCAUAUUCAAGAAGAAGGUUGUGCUGUUGGACACUAUAUUCACUGUAUCAGUUGAAUCCCACUUUAAUGAGUUCACUAAAGAUCCUCAUAAUGUUGGAGAAUGGGACAAACAUGAAGUCUUUGAGCACUAUAUUUCUGGAAAAAACCCUGAAGGGUCCAUACCAUUGAAUGGUGUAGAUUACAUUUACUUUCCCAUGAACUGGAGAAAUAUCCAUUGGGUUGCAAUUGAGGUUAAACAAGGAGGAUUGCAAUAA